AUGUUUACCUGCCGCCUGCCUUGGUGGAGCUCCAGUGCUGCCUGCAAGCCGUGGCAGCCCCGUCGCUUUCUGCCUCACUGCUGGGAGAGGUGCCAACCACCAAGCCUUAAAGGAAUCCACACAACCACGAGGCAGAAGCAACAGGUCAGCGAGAAGGAGAAACGAGUGUUAGAAGAUCUGGAAAUACCCUUUGCAAGGAGAGAAAUGGAGACCCUCUUCCAAGAGCAGCCUGAGACUGGGAACCAGUAUUUGGAAGAUGCUUUGCUUCGGAGUUACUUGAAAACACACCUUCCUCCCAAGGUGCUGGAGGAGGUGAAUGAGGACCUGGAGAGGUUUGGACGGCGCCUGCUCAGCCAGGUGAAAGCUCUGGGCGGGGAGUGCGAGCGGAGCCCGCCCCUGCUCCGGCAGUACGGGGCCUGGGGGCGGCGGGUGGAUCACAUCCUCACCUGCCCCGCCUGGAGGAGGAUGAAGGAGAUUGCUGCAGAAGAGGGGCUGGUCGCCGAGGCUUACGAGAGAAGAUUCUCCAACUGGAGCCGUCUGCAUCAGGCUGUCAAAGUGUACUUAUUCUCAAGCUUCUCUGGAGGGUUCAGCUGUCCACUGGCCAUGACUGAUGGGGCAGCCAAAGUCAUUGAGUCACUAGGUAUUCCUGGAUCUCUGAAAAAGGCUUUUGACCAUCUGACAGCCCGUGAUCCCCAGAGGUUCUGGACCUCUGGGCAGUGGAUGACCGAGCGCAGGGGAGGCUCCGACGUCGGGAAUGGCACCCAGACUGUGGCCAGGAAGCAGCCUGAUGGCACCUAUCGACUCUAUGGUUUGAAGUGGUUCACCUCAGCUGCUGACUCUGAUGUGGCAUUCACCCUGGCCAGGGUAGUGGAUGCUGAAGGAGAAGUGAAAGAGGGUUCCAGUGGCCUGUCCCUGUUCUUCCUGAAGGUUCGAGAUGAGGAGGGGAACCUGAACAGCAUCCAAGUGCAGAGGCUGAAGGACAAGCUGGGCACACGGCAGAUGGCAACAGCAGAGCUGUGGCUGGAUGGAGCUAAAGCAGAGCUAGUCUCCAGGGAGGGCCGUGGGGUGGCCUCCAUCUCCAGCAUGCUGAACAUAACUCGGAUCCACAACGUCAUCGGCGCAGUGGCUUCCAUGAGAAGGAUGAUCAGUCUGAGCAGGGACUACGCCCGCAGGCGGGUUGCCUUUGGGAAGCUCCUCAAGGAUCACCCCCUCCACAUGCAGACAAUAGCCCGGAUGGAGGUGGAGGCACGAGGGGCAUUUCUUCUGCUCAUGGAGAUCGUUCGUCUGCUAGGACUUGUGGAAACCAGCCAGGCCAGUGAGCAGGACCAGCUUCUCUUGAGGCUGCUGAUCCCAGUCGCCAAGCUGUAUACUGGGAAGCAGGCUUCUGCUGUUGUGGUUGAGGCAAUGGAGAGUUUUGGAGGACAAGGUUACAUGGAGGAUACGGGCCUGCCCGUCAUAGUCCGCGAUGCUCUGGUGCUCUCCAUAUGGGAGGGAACAACAAACAUCCUGUCGCUGGACGUCCUGCGGUGCCUCUCCAAGAGCCAGGGCCAGGUGCUGGCUGCCUUCCUCUCCACAGUGCAGAAGAAACUGGAGCUGGCGUCGAGCACUGCGGAGCUGGAACCCGCCGUGAAGGCAACGGGAGAUGCCCUCAGCAGCCUCUCCUGGUUCUCACACGUGGCCGGGUCACGGGGGACACUGACCAUGGAGCUCUCAGCAAGAGACUUCUCCUACACCCUAGCGAGGACCUAUGCAGGUACUCUUUUAAUUGAACACGCAGCUCGGCCUGACGCUUCCUCCGCAGACAUUUCUGCUGCUCAAAGGUGGUGCAGGCAGGAGCUGUGCCCCGUGGCCGCGGGGCUGCAGAGCGGCAGAGCGGCAGCUACGAGGCGGAGGCGGCUCUCCGGGACAGUAAAGAUGGAGCGAUGGAACCCAGACAGCGACCUGGAGCAGCAGCUCUUCAAGUGCCAGCUGCUGUUCCUUUCAGAGAAAACUUAG
This is a messenger RNA of Merops nubicus (carmine bee-eater), 1995 nucleotides long. RefSeq lists its product as uncharacterized. Gene Ontology annotation, molecular function: oxidoreductase activity, acting on the CH-CH group of donors. Bases 1 to 1995 code for a protein of 664 amino acids. The record is from RefSeq and is a predicted model, not a curated record. NCBI's taxonomy places the organism in Eukaryota, Metazoa, Chordata, Aves, Coraciiformes, Meropidae. The transcript is spliced from 15 exons.